CACCGACCUACCGUUUCAUUUGACUCCUCAGUCUCUAUGAUCAAGAUUAUAUGAUUCAGACGAAGUUUCGACGAUAACCCAACUCCAUUGCGGCCCAAGCGACUGCUCGCAAGAUUCACCUCAGAGCAGCACCUCCGAACCUCCGCACUCCAUCCCGCCGUCCCCUAUCAGAUAUAAUGGUGCUCGAGCUACACGUCUGGGGACCAGCUUUCGGACUCCCCUCAAUUGACGCAGAGUGCAUAGCUACCGCAGCUUUCUUGAAUUGUACCCUGACAGAUGAAGACUGGACGAUAUCAGCCGCGCACGAUCCGGCUUCAAGUCCGACAAAAAGCUUUCCGGCGCUCAAGGAUGGCGAUCAAUGGAUAGGCGGCUACCACGCAAUCGUUCGGCAUAUCAGGAAGCAACCGCGCCCGUCAUCGCGACUUGACGAGGCUCUUGAUGCUCAGCAAGAAGCCGACACCAUAGCCUUUUCUGCCCUCCUCGAGCGCCAUGCCCUCCCCCUCAUCGACAUAGCCCUCUACACAUCCUACGAGAACUACUCCUCCACCACCCGUCCCGCAUACACACGCAUCCUCCCAUGGCACAGCAACUACUCCAUCCCCCCAUCCCGCCGCUCCGCCGCCCGCUCACGCACCGCCCAUCUCGGCCUCCGCUCCCUUGACGUCGACACAACCCACGACAGCCUCGAUACAGGCCACACCACCAUCUCCACGCCGUCCGCCCGCUUCGAAGCCGAGAAGCGCGCCGCGACCGCAUCCCUCCAGCAAACCCCCAAACCCGCCUUCUGGAAUCGCAACCGCACCACCCUCAACCAAGCCUUACUCACCUCCAAAUUCAAGCUCGACGCCCUCACGAAAUCGCUCCUCGACCCCCUCUCCGACGUCCUCGCCGAAAAGCCAUACCUCCUCACCACCUCCCUUCCCACAUCCCUCGACUGUCUUGCCCUCGCAUACCUCUCCCUCCUCCUCUUUCCGCCCGUCCCUCAAGCUUUCGUCGCCGAUACCAUGAAGACACAAUACCCACGCUUAGCCGCCUAUACUACCCGUCUCCGUGCCUCGCUACUGGGCGGUGAUGUCGACGUUGCCGCUGUACUCGCACUUAAUGACGGCGUUCCCCCGAAUACAGACGACGUCCGCCGUGCCCGCGCGUGGAAGAUGCUGCAGCUGCCCUGGGUCCCUGCGCCCACGGCCUCGUUUGGCGCUGGCGUGUAUAGCGUCGCGGGACAGGUGCUUGCGCAGCUGCCGUUUGCGGGUAGGUACCUGAACAGCACAGAGAUUGUGCAUGCGGACGCGGAUAUGGUCCCGGAUUCGUCGCGUGGAAGUAACAGCAUGCUUGCCGAGAAUAUAUUCCACGUCUCCGCGGGUGUCCUGGCGGCUGUUGUCGCAGGCACGACGUAUCUUGCAUUUGGACAUGCGCAGCAGCGGACGGAUAAUUUGAUUUUUGAGCGCCAGAAUGGGCGGAGACGAGGGGGUGUCGCUAGUGGUGGGCUCGGGGAUGCAGGGGACUUUCUGAAUACUGCAUUGGGAGGGGGAUAUGGGUUGAGAUAUUAAGCUCAUUGGGGAGGCUUGUGUAAGGAUAGCGCCAUGCGACGUAAGGUUGUUUUGAAAAUUAAAAUGGUUGACUGAUGGAUAGACAUAGUCCCCAUCUUUAUAAGAAAUCUAGAUUGAAAUCUGUGACUGAUCGACUGACUACGCACGCUAUAACGCUGUUGCUCUAUUCAUUUCCAAGCAAUGGCACUCACAUGAAAACAAGGGAGACAAGGAGGCGAAAGACAAGGAAAGAGAGCCCCCUCCCUCGAAGAAAAAAUUCAA
This is a messenger RNA of Pseudovirgaria hyperparasitica, 1811 nucleotides long. RefSeq lists its product as uncharacterized. The coding region runs from base 177 to 1550 and encodes 457 amino acids. Gene Ontology annotation, biological process: mitochondrion organization. NCBI's taxonomy places the organism in Eukaryota, Fungi, Ascomycota, Dothideomycetes, Acrospermales, Acrospermaceae. The record is from RefSeq and is a predicted model, not a curated record. The transcript has 3 exons. Gene Ontology annotation, cellular component: SAM complex.